Molecule: messenger RNA, 1400 nt
Organism: Microtus oregoni (creeping vole)
Lineage: Eukaryota; Metazoa; Chordata; Mammalia; Rodentia; Cricetidae
Gene: Snrpa
Product: small nuclear ribonucleoprotein polypeptide A
Exons: 7
Coding region: 178-1023 (281 amino acids)
Biological process (GO): mRNA splicing, via spliceosome
Cellular component (GO): U1 snRNP
Molecular function (GO): U1 snRNA binding
Source: RefSeq, a predicted model, not a curated record
GUGUUCCUUUCAUUGGCAGGCGCUGAGGCCGGGGACUUAACCGAACAGUCAAAACCUACCGAGUUUGCGCGUGGCGAGCAUCUCGCGGGGAGGGAAGCCGGGGCCAGGACGGGAAGCUGUGUGCCUGAGCAGGGGAGCGUGGAAGGCGCGGCGGCUCAGCCGUGAGCGUCUCACACCAUGGCAGUUCCUGAGACCCGUCCCAACCACACUAUUUAUAUCAACAAUCUCAAUGAGAAGAUCAAGAAGGAUGAGCUCAAGAAGUCCCUGUAUGCCAUCUUCUCCCAGUUUGGCCAGAUCCUGGAUAUUCUGGUGUCUCGGAGCCUGAAGAUGAGGGGCCAGGCCUUUGUCAUCUUCAAGGAGGUCAGCAGUGCCACUAAUGCCCUGCGUUCCAUGCAGGGGUUCCCCUUCUACGACAAGCCCAUGCGCAUCCAAUAUGCCAAGACUGACUCGGACAUCAUUGCCAAGAUGAAGGGCACCUUUGUGGAAAGGGACCGCAAACGAGAGAAGAGGAAGCCCAAAAGUCAGGAGACACCAGCUGCCAAAAAGGCUGUUCAGGGUGGGGCAGCUGCCCCCGUGGUGGGCGCUGUUCAGCCUGUACCGGGUAUGCCGCCCAUGACUCAGGCUCCCCGCAUCAUGCACCACAUGCCUGGCCAGCCUCCUUACAUGCCACCACCUGGCAUGAUCCCACCACCGGGCCUUGCUCCUGGCCAGAUCCCCCCUGGGGCCAUGCCCCCGCAGCAGCUCAUGCCUGGACAGAUGCCGCCUGCCCAGCCUCUCUCCGAGAAUCCACCCAAUCACAUCCUGUUCCUCACCAACCUGCCUGAGGAGACCAAUGAGCUCAUGCUGUCCAUGCUUUUCAACCAGUUCCCUGGCUUCAAGGAGGUGCGUCUGGUCCCCGGGCGGCACGACAUUGCCUUUGUGGAGUUUGACAACGAAGUGCAGGCUGGGGCAGCACGAGAUGCCCUGCAAGGCUUUAAGAUCACGCAGAACAAUGCCAUGAAGAUCUCUUUUGCCAAGAAGUAGCGCCUUCCCCCACGGGGUGUCCCGGUCCCCAUUCUGGGGCUGCCCCUUAAACCCCCCCCCCCCCCCUUGGCUCAGUCCCUGAAGGUAAGUCCCCCUUGGGGGCCUUCUCAGAGCCGCGUGUGAGUGUGUGGUUGCCACACAGCAUUGUACCCAGAGUCUCCCCAGACAUUGCACCUGGCGCUGUUGGCUUGUGAUUAAAGUGGUUUUUUUGAGGGUUGGUUUUUCACCACUAUUGUCUGUUUUAUUUUGUCUUCCUUGGUUCCCUCCACAUGGAGAGGUUGAAUCUCCUGGCCUCUGUGGGUUCACUCACAAUCUUGGAAAACACACGAGUAUAACGAUAUUAACCACAACUUAAGCUACAUUGACAGCUUCGGCAG